Molecule: messenger RNA, 1278 nt
Organism: Lasiodiplodia theobromae
Lineage: Eukaryota; Fungi; Ascomycota; Dothideomycetes; Botryosphaeriales; Botryosphaeriaceae
Product: Polysaccharide export protein
Exons: 2
Coding region: 1-1278 (425 amino acids)
Source: RefSeq, a predicted model, not a curated record
AUGCUCCCACGCCGCUAUACACGCAUCUCGCGCCUCCCACGGACGCUAAUCUUCGACCUGUUCCCCGUACUAUUGCUAUUCUAUUCCAUCGUUGAAGUACUCUCCGUUCGCCGCGCCCUGCAGGCCGUCGACCAGACCGCCGAGCACGAGGCCGAGACCUUCGAAAAGGGGGAAAAGAUAUUCAUAUCGAGCAUACACCUCCAUGACGAGCAACUGCUGCGCGGGUAUUGGAAUGACGCCCUGCUCUCGCUGGUCGAGGCGCUCGGCCCGUCCAACGUCUACGUGAGCAUCUACGAGAGCAACAGCCUCGACGACACCAAGGGCGCCCUGCGCGACCUGGACGCCGCGCUGGAACAUGCCGGUGUCCGCACGUCUAUCGUGCUGGACGAAACAACCCGUGGGCAGGAACUCGACGGCGACAAGAAGGGCGAAGGCUGGAUCUGGACGCCGGCUGGCGCGAAGGAGAAGCGGCGCAUCCCUUACCUCGCGCGACUGCGCAACCGCACGCUGAAGCCGCUGGAGGAGCUCGAGAGCAAAGGCGAGCGCUUCGACCGCGUCCUCUUCCUCAACGAUGUCGUGUACACCGCCCGCGACAUCCUCGCCCUCCUCCGCACCAACGGCGGCCACUACGCCGCCGCGUGCGCGCUCGACUUCCGCUACGCGCCCGCCUUCUAUGACACCUUCGCGACCCGCGACCUCGACGGGCACGCGCCGCUGUCGACGCGCUUCCCGUACUUUCGCUCCCCGGCGUCGCGCCACGCGCUGACGCACCGCGGCCACGACCAUAAGAGCGACAACAAUGGCAUUGUCAGCGACGGCGCUGUGCCCGUUUCCAGCUGCUGGAACGGCGUCAUGGUCAUGGAUGCCGCCCCUUUUUACACGAAGCUACGCCGCCUCGAAUUCCGCGCGCUGGAGGACAGGUUAGCGGCCCAGCACCUCGAAGCCAGCGAGUGCUGCCUCAUACAUGCGGAUAACCCGUAUGCCGAUGGUCGCGGCGUUUAUAUCAACCCCGGCGUGCGUGUCGGAUACAACCCCGAGGCAUAUGCAGCGGUGAACCCCGGUGAUGGUCGGCUGUGGUUGUCGGCCUGGGAUAUCUUUUACGGCAUGUGGGAGAGUAGGGCGAUGAGGAUGCUGGCGUGGGGCGUGGAUAGAGAGGAGUUGGUGGUCGGGACAAGGAUUGGGAUGUGGGAGAAGGAUUUUAAGAGAAGCGAGCCUGGUGCGUUUUGUGCGGUAGAUGAGAUGCAGGUCUUGAGGAUGGACGGGUGGGCCCACGUCUGA